Chaetomium globosum CBS 148.51 is the source of this 642-nucleotide messenger RNA. RefSeq lists its product as uncharacterized. The record is from RefSeq and is a predicted model, not a curated record. Bases 1 to 642 code for a protein of 213 amino acids. Lineage: Eukaryota; Fungi; Ascomycota; Sordariomycetes; Sordariales; Chaetomiaceae. The transcript is spliced from 2 exons.
AUGGUCCAAAGCCUCUUCCUCCUCGCCGCAGCAGCGGGCGUCGCCCAAGCCCACUUCGGCAUCGAGUACCCCCCGAUGCGGUACAACACGCUCGGCAGCCAAAAAAACACCACCUACUCCCAAUGGAUCAACCCCUGCGCCGGCGUCCCCGGCAACCUGACCACCUCCCCCCUCACCCCCUGGCCCCUCACCGGCGGCAGCCUCAAACUGGACCUGCACCACCCCUGGACCUACAUCUUCGUCAACCUGGGCCUGGGGCCCGACGUCUCCAACUUCAACUACACGCUGACCAACCCCUUCUGGAACUCCACCGGCAACGGCACGCUGUGUGUUCCGCGGCUGACGCUGCCCGCCGACCUGCCCGUGCGGGACGGGUCGGAGGCGAGUCUGCAGGUGGUGACGGUGGGGGAGGACGGGAAUGCGCUGUAUAAUUGUGCGGAUGUGGUGUUUCGGGCGGAUGCGGAGGUGUUGGAGGGGGGCGAGUGUGAGAGUAGUGACGGGGUGGAGGUCGCGCCGGUGGUGGCGGGGGCGGGUGGUGCGGCGGGGAAUGCGGCGGUGGCCGGGAGGGGGGUGGACCGGGCGGCGGUGGUGUCGUCGGUUGUGGCGUUGGUGGGGGUGUUUGUUUUUGGGAUGGGCUUGUAG